AACCACCUCCGCAGUUUGUUAGCCAACAUAGCCGAAAUAUUCAAGCUAUUUAGACUCUUUCGGUCUAUAUUAGCUACCGUGUUUUAGACACAAUUCUGUCGUAUCUACAUGUUAACCUAUUUAAUUUAAUAUUACGUUAUUUUGUAUUAGUCAGCUGUAGUAGAUGGCUGGUUAAGUUAGCACUAGUCUAGUCGCUAAUGAUAGCUAGCUAGCUAGCUAACAUCCCCGAACAUGAGCUUCCUAAACUUCUCUCCUCCUGCUAAAGAAGAGGCAGUCUGCUGGACGGAGAAAGAAGCUCUGGGGCUGAACAUUGUCGUGAAAGAGGAGAAGGAAGAAGAGGCGGUCACAGUUAAAAAACAAGUAGAGGGUGAGGCUGUUACAGUGAAAGAAGAGAAAGACGCUUCAGUGAAAGAAGAGGAAGGCGCGUUCAGAGUGAAAGGAGAGGAGGAGGAUGUUACUGUGAAAGAAGAGGAAGAGGAGGAUGCAGUUUUUGGAGUGAAGAAGGAAGGAGAGAUUACUGUCACAUUGAAAGAUGAAGGGGAGAUAGGAGAUCUGAGUAACACCAGAGAGAGACAUGACUACCGUGGAUCCUCUGGGGAGCCUCAACAACCUCAUGAUGCUGACAAGGCAGAGAAGAGUCCCUCCACAUUAGAACACCUCAAGAAACACCUGCAGAGAUCCACAGGGAAGAUAUCUCACUGCUGUUCUGACUGUGGGAAGAGAUUCACCUCAGCAGGCAUUAAAAUUCAUCAGAGAAUCCACACAGUAGAGAAAUCGUAUAACUGUACUCAAUGUGGAAAGAGUUUUACUCAUUCAUCCAGCCUGAUAUCACACCAGAGAACACACACAGGAGAGAAACCUUAUAGCUGUACUCAAUGUGGGAAGAGUUUUAUUCAUUCAUCCAGCCUGAUAUCACACCAGAGAACACACACAGGAGAGAAACCUUAUAGCUGUACUCAAUGUGGGAAGAGUUUUAUUCAUUCAUCCAGCCUGAUAUCACACCAGAGAACACACACAGGAGAGAAAUCUUAUAGCUGUACUCAAUGUGGGAAGAGUUUUACUCAUUCAUCCAGCCUGAUAUCACACCAGAGAACACACACAGGAGAGAAACCUUAUAGCUGUACUCAAUGUGGGAAGAGUUUUACUCAUUCAACCAGCCUGAUAACACACCAGAGAACACACACAGGAGAGAAACCUUAUAGCUGUGGUGAAUGUGGGAUGAGUUUUACUCAGCAAAGCAGCCUGAUAUCACACCAGAGAACACACACAGGAGAGAAGCCGUAUAGCUGUGAUGAAUGUGGGAAGAGUUUUGAUACAUCUAGCCAUCUUACUGUACACCAAAGAUCACACACAGGAGAGAAACCGUAUAGCUGUACUCAAUGUGGGAAGAGCUUUUUUACAUCUAGCCAUCUGAAGAUACACCAGAGAAUACACACAGGAGAGAAACCUUUUAGCUGUACUCAAUGUGGGAAGAGUUUUUUAACAUCUAGCCAGCUGAAGAUACACCAGAGAACACACACAGGAGAGAAACCAUAUAGCUGUGGGCAAUGUGGGAAGAGUUUUACUCAGCUAAGCAACCUGAUAUCACACCAGAGAACACACACAGGAGAGAAACCGUAUAGCUGUGAUGAAUGUGGGAAUAGUUUUACAAAGUUGUGUAAUCUGACUCUUCACCAGAGAACACACACAGGAGAGAAACCUUAUAGCUGUGCUCAAUGUGGGAAGAGUUUUUUUACAUCUAGCCAUCUGAAUAUACACCAGAGAACACACACAGGAGAGAGACCUUAUAGCUGUGAUCCAUGUGGGAAGAGUUUUACUCAGCUAAGCAGCCUGAUUUCACACCAGAGAAUACACACAGGAGAGAAACCUUAUAGCUGUACUCAAUGUGUGAAGAGUUUUACUCACCUAAGCAGCCUGAUUUCACACCAGAGAACACACACAGGAGAGAAACCCUAUAGCUGUGAUCGAUGUGGGAAGAGUUUUACUCAGCUCAGCAGCCUGAUAUCACACCAGAGAAUACACACAGGAGAGAAACCUUAUAGCUGUACUCAAUGUGGGAAGAGUUUUACUCACAUAAGCACUCUGAUAUCACACCAGAGAACACACACAGGAGAUAAACCAUAUAGCUGUAAUGAAUGUGGGAAGAGUUUUGUUCAAUCUGGCAAUCUGACAGUACACCAGAGAACGCACACAGGAGAGAAAUUGUACAGCUGUAAUCAAUGUGGGAAGAGUUUUGUUCAAUCUGGCAAUCUGACAGUACACCAGAUAACACACACAGGAAAGAAAUCUUGAGAUAAUCUGAUACAACUCUGAUCAAGUUUUAUCUGAUCAAGUAAUAGAAAAUACAUACAUGGAGUGGUUUCAUGAUAUCAAGUAAUUCAUGUCACAAUGUGGACUGUUAACACAUUGUAGUAGGAGUAUUUUAAUAUUGUCACAAUGUAGAAGCCUAAUUGUAUGCCCCCUUAUCAUUUGAUUUCAACAUGAUAUGGAUAUUAGCCUCAGGGGGAAAAUCCAGGCUCUGAAUUGAAAGAGUACUAUUGUGAUUUAACAAAAAAAUGUACUAACAAAAAAAGAGUUGUGUUACACUUGAAUAAAAAUGCAACACUUCAAAAUGUAGCGAGCUGUUUUCUACAAAUUGUCCUCUAACCAGGGAUGUACACAUCAUUACUCCCAGAUUCCGUGUGGUGUUUGAGCAGUUAGUUUUAACAGGAUGUCCCUCCCUCUCUCGCACGAUGACAAGUAAGUGUUGCGGUUCUCUUAGUGUUGGGGACCCAUAAACUCAAAAUGUAGCUGACUGUCUUCUGCAGGUUGUCUUCUAACCAGUAAGCUAAAAGAUAUCUCCCAUUUCCAUGUCUUUUUUUUAGUUUCAACAGCAAGUACAACCUGAUUUACCCCCUAAUUGAUAUCAGUGAUUUAUUGCUGCUUGUGUCCAUGGUGAGGACAACUUGGUUUCUGAUUGUCUCAAGGUUGGGCAGUCAAAAAGAUUUGUGUUUUGUGUUUAGCCACUGCGUUCCAUGGAUUCUUGUUUGUAAUUGUUGACUGCCAGUAGACACCAUGUUUAUAUUGGUGAAGGUGAAGCAUUGUAGUUGAUUAUAAUGUGAAAUGGAAGUUGUUUUCUGUUGGUGGUGCGCAAUCUCUUAAUUAAUGUGUUACAGUCUUUGGUUUUUCCAUUUAUGUUUUGAGGUUGAACUUUAGCGGGUAUAGCUCGUUAGCACAUAGGGCGCACUGAUUGGUGUCACCUCGUUAGUAUGUGUUACACCUGUGCUGGCUUGUCCAUCUCGUUAGUGGGAAGGUGUUUCACCUGAGCUGGUCCAGGUUCUAUUUAAGAGUGUCUGGCCCAGUGCUCCAGUUGUCUUGAUAGAUGUGGAGAGUCAACACCUUUUAGUUGCUCCACUUUUUUGGUUUACUUCCUGUCUGUAAGUUUGGUGUGAGUUAUUGUUUCCCUCUUCUUGGGCAGAUUUAGUGGGUCUCAUGGUGUGUCUUUUAUGUCCCAGUUUUUGUUACUAGUCAACUUUCAGUGAACACAGAGCAAAACUGCAACGUUAUGUUAUAAUGCUUUUAUUGGAUCAAAUAGUUGUUUUUUGCAACAUAAUAGAGUUUUCUUAUAACUAUUGCGUCUGUGUAUUCAACUGAGGAUGGUCCUCUGGGGGAUAACACUGACAGGAGCUUUACAAUGUCUUUUGGGUGAUAAAACCUAAAGUGACCGCAUUCCAGAGCAUGAGUUAAUGUUUCUGUUCUAUAUGGUACCAGGGCGAGAUGACCACAGGGCCAGACCCUGGUCUCUACACAGAGAGACCAGGGUACUAUUAGGGGUUCCUAUUUACAGCAGAUACUGUCUCCUGUAACCUUGUUACCCGUUCUUUAUGUCUAUCGUUGGUCUUGUAGGUUGAAAAGGGUUUAACUUGGCUAUAAAAGACCUUUGUACUUUUGUCUCGUGGCUCUCAACAAAUAAUCUGGGGGUGGUUUGUCGACCAGCCAUUAUCGUAGAGCACUCAAUUGAUUCACUUUAUAUGUGUGCGUUGUAUUGAC
This is a messenger RNA of Oncorhynchus gorbuscha (pink salmon), 4029 nucleotides long. Its product is annotated as zinc finger protein 883-like. The record is from RefSeq and is a predicted model, not a curated record. Lineage: Eukaryota; Metazoa; Chordata; Actinopteri; Salmoniformes; Salmonidae. The transcript has 2 exons. The coding region runs from base 232 to 2292 and encodes 686 amino acids.